AUGGGCAAGCACUGGCAGAACAGGCCAGCUGUCGCAUAUCCCAGAGGAGCCGACCAGCGACACUCCAUCAGCCCAGACCCCAUGGAUGAGCAGAUGACUGAGGAAGAAGAAGAGGAGGAGGAAAAGGGACAGAGAGAUACCCAGUCAGAAGAAGAAGAUAAGUUCAAAUUAACCAAGAUCCAGAUGGCAUGUUUGGAUUUUUGCAUUGAGCUGCUGAACCAGCGGGUUCAGGUGGAGGAUUAUGAGUGCGCGCUGGUAGACACGUUGGCGGUGCUGGGACGGGGGGAGUAUGGAUGGCGCGACGCCGAGAGCUACCCACCAAUGUUGUCACGGAUCAUCAAGGUGGCACGGUUCAUGGUGGUGCACAAGGCGCUGCGACUGGACGCCAAUGCAUCCGACAUGCUGGCCAGGAACCAAGCAAGCCAGAUGGUGGGAGAGUGGGCCGUGGUGAACGCCAUGAAGGAGGCGGAUUACACGUUCACAGGCAAUCAGAAUGAAGGACAGACAUUCCACAAACAGAAUGUCCAUCAAGGCCGGUUCAUCAUCACACAUCAGCAGCGAGGGCAGAGGGCAUUGAUGGAUGAGGAGGUUUUAGUGGAAGAGGCGCAGAGGUGGAAGGAUCAGUGUGUGAUAUGUGCAAAUGGCAAGCGGGAGUUUGACCAUGAGCUGUACCAGUGUCCCCACGAGGAGAGCCAGGAGGCAAAGAGAUGGAUGAUGACAGUGCGGAGCAAGAUCAAAUACACACAGUAUUCCGGGUGCUUCCGAUGCGGGAUGCCGCAGUCCAUAUGCAACAGCUGGAAGACACAGAGGCAGUGUCCGUACAGGGGAUUUUUGAUCCCGACAGUGGCAAUGAUGAUGUAUGGGUGUCAUGCAGGGCAGAUGAAGCAGGCGUGGAGACAGCGGCUGAGAGAGUUCAAUGUGGAUGCAGAUGAUCAGGAGGCGGUGAUUGAAUUUUUGGGACAGAAGGUUGAGGGGCAGGGCAUGGAGCACAACCGGCUGGUGGAGAUGGUUUGUUGGCUGCGAGGGAUAUAUCAGGAGGCAGAGAGGGGGAAGAUCGAGUCAGAGGGUACAGAGGUCAAGUGA
Messenger RNA from Histoplasma mississippiense, 1083 nucleotides. RefSeq lists its product with no specific name. NCBI's taxonomy places the organism in Eukaryota, Fungi, Ascomycota, Eurotiomycetes, Onygenales, Ajellomycetaceae. The coding region runs from base 1 to 1083 and encodes 360 amino acids. The record is from RefSeq and is a predicted model, not a curated record. The transcript has 2 exons.